UGCUACCUCGGCGGCCCCACGGCGUGCGACUGCCCCGCCGAUGCCACGGGCAUCCCUGGCAUCCUGGUCAACGUCUUCCCCGGGUAUCAGUGCGCGUACCCCAACGGCGCGUGCUCGUGGAGUGAUAUCACCGGCGCGCUGCAGAACACCGCCCAAGAGAAUUGCCCGGCCUAUGCACCGUGCCCAGCUACGGGGUGCGCAUGCCCCUUGGACCGCACGGGCGCGCAGGGCGUUUUGAUUAACAGGUUCAGCGGAUAUCAGUGCGCGUACCUCAACGCUGGGGUGUGCACGUAUGACGCGGUAGGA
Messenger RNA from Gloeophyllum trabeum ATCC 11539, 306 nucleotides. RefSeq lists its product as uncharacterized. The transcript has 2 exons. The annotation marks the transcript as partial. The record is from RefSeq and is a predicted model, not a curated record. NCBI's taxonomy places the organism in Eukaryota, Fungi, Basidiomycota, Agaricomycetes, Gloeophyllales, Gloeophyllaceae.